This is a messenger RNA of Letharia columbiana, 1653 nucleotides long. RefSeq lists its product as uncharacterized. The coding region runs from base 1 to 1653 and encodes 550 amino acids. The transcript has a single exon. Lineage: Eukaryota; Fungi; Ascomycota; Lecanoromycetes; Lecanorales; Parmeliaceae. Gene Ontology annotation, molecular function: nucleic acid binding. The record is from RefSeq and is a predicted model, not a curated record.
AUGGGGCGGCCCCCGAAAGACCUGGAGUCGCAUAAAGAACUCAUCCUGAGCCUUCUCAGCCAACGCACCGAGCAUGACGAGAUCCGACGAAUCCUGUCCAUUCAGCGCGGCCUCAAAAUUGGUGACAGUGUGCUUAGGAAGCACAUUAAGGCCUGGGGCAAGAGCCGUGGCGAUAUACCACCCUGCAGGGAUGAGAAGCUCCGCGAUAGCCUCAUCAUGUUCCUUUUUCUGAAGCAGAACGCAAAUGAGGAAGAGAUUUUGGUUCACCUGGAGUUUCAAGACCUGGCUGUAACUCCGAGGAAGCUUCGACGAUUGAGGAUAGACAUGGGGUUAAGAAGAAGACGCAAGUUGAAGGAUGCUCGGUUUCAAGAUGAGGAGAUUAUACGCAUCAUGAAGGAGCAUUUGAGCGAGGGUGUCAUUGGUGAUUGGGGCCUCACGCACCUCUACGCAUACUUCCGCCGCAAUAAUAUCAUUAUCUCAAGAGACGAUAUCAUGUACGGCUUGAGAGUCGUAGAUCCCGCGGGUGUCAGUCGUAGAUACCAGAAGAAACAGCAUAGAAGGAAGAAGUUCUUGGUAGAAGGCCCCAAUGCUAUUUGGUCACUUGACGCCCACUGCAAGGUAGAGAUCGUGGGCAUUCAGAUCUACGCCGUCAUUGAUGCCUACUCCCGCAAAAUCAUAUGGAUUUAUGUGGGGAUUUCCGCACGUACAGCUGUCAGUGUCGUCAAGCAAUUUCUGGAGUUCAUGAAAGAGCACAAGAUCAUGCCAGACAGGUUUCGUUCAGAUCGAGGUACCGAGACCAUUCUCAUUGCGGACGCAUUUCAUCAAUUGUGUGGAGCACAGGAGGACCGAUCAGAAGAGAACUGUGCUAUUGAUAAGUGCUGGAUGUUUGGUAAAAGCACCGCUAAUCAACGUAUUGAAGCAUGGUGGAUGCAAUUGCAGUCCUCUAUGCUGAAUCGCUGGGUAAUCUUCUUCGAUCUACUAAAGGAGGAAAAGCUCUUCAAAAAGGAUAAGCUUGCAGAUAUGGUUGCUGUGUACGCUAUCUAUAUGCCCUUGAUCCGAGAGGCUUGCUACGAGUUUGUUACCAACUGGAACGUACAUAAGAUUCGCGCACAAAAGAACCGCCCCCAUGUGACUGCCGGUAAGCCAUGGUUUCUAUACGCACAUCCCAGUGCACCAGCGGUGGAGUGCGGCAGCGUACCUGAUCCUUCGCUUGUUGAUACACUCCAUCAGGAAGUGGAAGCAUACGAUCUACAUGAGUACCUUCCUGCGGCAACAUUGGAAUGGUGUCAUGAGAGGAUGCGAUCGCUGGGUUUUGAUCCUGCUACUUUGACAGCAAAGGGUCUACUUAAGGAGGAGGGUUUGGGCAGACGAGCACAUGGCUAUGUCUUCGGACUUCUUAGGGGGGAGGUUCAACAACAUUUGAAUGCUGGUAACAAGGAUCCAAUCUUAUCAUUGAUAGAGACACCAAAGGGAGCCGGUUCUUGGAAACCUUCUGCGGAGGCUGAAAGAGCCUUCAAUGAUGCUCGAAGGGGUGAGGAGCCGGAAGAGUUCAUGGAUCACCUGACGGAUCAGCUGGACGAUGUUCUUGUGGAGUCAGACGAUAAGAAUUAUCCUUGGGAGGCCUAUGCAUCGGUCGACGAUGAGGAGGGUUGA